Molecule: messenger RNA, 656 nt
Organism: Fomitiporia mediterranea MF3/22
Lineage: Eukaryota; Fungi; Basidiomycota; Agaricomycetes; Hymenochaetales; Hymenochaetaceae
Exons: 3
Source: RefSeq, a predicted model, not a curated record
AUGCAAGCUGCACCGUCAUCAGGUGCACAACGUGGUCAAGCAACUAUUCAGCCCGCUUAUUUCACGUCUUCGCUCUUUGUCGAUGCGUUACGUGCAGACGUACGCGAACUUGAGCGGAUCUAUUCAAAGCACUACUAUGCUCUUGCCAAUGCGACUGAAGCAGAGCCCAGUCCUUUGAAGCCAUUCGAGCUAUUCAAACACAUAUGGGAACAACUCGGUUGGCAAUGGUUGCAUUUAAAGGUGCUUGAGCCGAGAGCACGCGAAACUUUCUUGGACAUCGUGUUGCGAAUAUUCUCGGAAUUUACUGAAUCUUCGGAAAGUAUCAUGAUGCGUGUGGUGGCUCUACUCGCACUUUAUACAUUCUACAUGUCGCAACCGUCCACGUCCGUUCCACGGACAAUGUUCCGAGUUGAUGGUAUACCCAUCCCAAUUGAUAGCCUUGAAAGACUGCUGAACUUGCCGGAGUCAUUGAGCGGGUCUGAACAACCGUUGAAACCAUACGUGCAAUUCGUCCUGCAAACACUCGAGCCGAAAUUUCUGAUCUUACCUCCAACCGACUUGCAGGCUCAGAAUCCGCGAACACUACCUCGGGAAGAGGUGCGGAACGAAAUAGACUUGGAGGAAGCCGACUUGGCUGGUACAGGAGUAAAGAAACC